AUGGGGAGCUUUACCUAUGUGAUGUUGUCUACAGAGUAUCAGACCGAUUCCCAACCGUUGCGUCCAUGUGAACUCCAGAGGGAAGAGGCUUUUUCAGCAGGAGAAGCCUACGUUCCUCAGUGCUCAGAGGAUGGCCAGUUCAGGACAGUCCAGUGCAGUAGGAAUGGUCUUUCCUGUUGGUGCGUAGAUGAGAAUGGUGUUGAGGUUCCUGGCAGCAAACAGAAUGGAUAUCCUAUAUCUUGCUUGUCCUUUUGCCAGCUGCAAAAGCAGAGGAUCUUGGUGAGCAGAUACAUCAACAGCAGCAGCAUCUCCUACAUCCCUCAGUGCCUGGAUUCAGGAGCUUUUGAUGAGGUGCAGUGUGACACGGAGCUGGGGCAGUGCUGGUGUGUAGAUCCAGAAGGAAUGGAGAUUUAUGGCACCAGACAAAGAGGAAAGCCAGCACAGUGUCCAGGGAACUGUGAGAUCCGAGAUCGUCGCAUCCUGCAUGGGUUUGGGGAGAAGAGCCCACCACAGUGCUCAGCAGACGGGGAGUUUCUGCCUGUCCAGUGCAAGUUUGUCAACACAACAGACAUGAGUGUUUUUGAUCUUGUUCAUAGUUACAACAGGCUCCCAAGGGCUUUCCAAAAAUUUAGCUCGGUGAGGGAAACGUUCCCGGAGAUCUCUGGGUACUGUUACUGUGUGGACAGCCUGGGCAGGGAGCUGGCAGACACAGGCUUGGAACUGCUGCUUGAUGAGGUUUACGACACGGUUUUCUCCGUGCCAGAGCCUGCCCGCACGUUCACGGAGAGCAGCAUCCAUCGGAUCCUGCAGAGGCGAUUCCUGGGGAUCCAGCUGGCUACCUCUGGAAAGUUCAGGUGCCCCUCGAGGUGUGAGGCUGAGCGUUCCGCAGCGCUGCGCUUCCAGCACCCCUACGCGCCAUCCUGCUCCGCCGGCGGGGGCUACGCGCCCCUGCAGUGCCAGCAGCAGGGACAGUGCUGGUGUGUGGACACCCAGGGACAGGAGAUCCCGGGCACAAGGAGGAGAGGACAGCCCCCAGCCUGUGGACAGUUGCUUGAAAGUGGCCCUGCUGGGUACUUCAGCCAGUCCAGUUUGUUCUCCACACCAGAUAAGCAGUCUGACAAAAUUGAUGGCUUUUCAAGAGCCUGCCCUCCCUCUUUCAAGGAGCUGUUUCUGGACUCUGGAUUGUCAUCCCCGCUUGCACAAAGCCCAUUUGCCAGCCAGACUCCUGAGCUAGAAACCACCCUUAGUGAAGCCAUCACAGGGAUGUUCCCAUCGAGGGAACUGGCUCAGGUGGCACUGCAAUUUGCUGCCAACCCAAAGCGUUUCCAAGAAAACCUCUUUGGAGGAAGGUUCUUGAAGAAUUUGAUCCAGUUUAACUUCACAGGGGUGCUUGGCACUAGUGGGAAGUACAGCAUUGGCCAGUUUUUCCCACAGCUGGAUGUGGUGGAUAAUGGCCAAGGCCCUCUGGCAUCAGCUGAGGCAUUUUCACUGGAGGUAUCAAAGGGAAGCUCCAUUUUGAGUAAACCUCUCGUGGGCAGCUUUGGCCGCACAGUGACUCUGCAGGACAAUCAGAAUCUGAUGAAAUUCCUUUCUUCUGUCCUGGAACUACCAGAGUUUUUUACUUUUCUUCAACAAGUAAUUUCUGUCCCCAAAAGCAUAGCUGAAGAUUUAGGUGAAGUGGUGAAGCUAGCUCUGGGAUCCAAAGGCUGUGGUGAGGAGCCAAAGGACCUGUUUGUUCCAACAUGCACCAAGGAGGGCAGGUAUGAGGAAGUUCAGUGCUAUGCAGGAGAGUGCUGGUGUUUGGACACUUUGGGUAAGGAGGUUCCAGGCUCAAGAAUUCAGGGCAAACGCCCAAGGUGUCCCACUGAGUGUGAGAAGCAAAGGAGAAACCUGAAAAACCUGAAGCAAAGCCUGCCUGCAGGAUCAGAUCUCUUUAUUCCCUCUUGUACUGAGGAUGGAGACUUUCUGCCACUCCAGUGUUAUGGGAAAAAUUGCUUCUGUGUCGAUUUGAAUGGCAAGACUAUUCCAGGAAUAAGGGGGAAAGCUGGAAAGCUGAUGCAAUGCCCAAGUGCUUGCCAGGUAACAGCUGGUCAGGAGUUUCUGCGGGCUGUGAAGCUCCUGCUGUCAGAUCCAAGUGCUGUGCCUCAGCUGCCCAGCCUUUACCUGCCCCAGUGUGAUGCUGCAGGUGGCUGGAGGCAGGUGCAGUGCAGCGGUCCCCCUGAGCAAGCCUUCGAGUGGUACGAAAGGUGGAUCACAGAAAACAACGAGGGCAAGCCCCUGCCUGUUCCUGAUCUAUUGAACAUCAUAGCUGGCUAUAAAGAGGCAUCCUCUGGAGACUUUUCAGCUUUUGUUAAAGCUUUGUAUGAAGCUGGGCACCAGAAUAUCUUCCCCACAUUCUCCAUGUACUCCUCCUUCACGGAUCUCCCUCCUCAAGUGCUGGAAGGAAACCUGACCCGUUUAUCUGAGAACAUUUUGCUGGACCCAUAUACGUUCUGGCAGCUUCUGACUGAGCAGCUGAGCUACUACCCAGGACCCUAUGCUGAUUUCAGUGCUCCAUUAGGCCACUUUGAACUUCGUGAUUGUUGGUGUGUUGACAGCAAAGGAGGCGAGCUGGAAGGAACAAAGGCAGGAGCGAACCAGGUUCCAGCAUGCCCUGGUAUAUGUGAAGGUGUGAAGCAAGAGGCCAUGAAAUUUGUGGAGGAUGCAGAGCAGCUUAUCCUGGCCUCAAAUGGGUCCCAGUUUGCCUUUGGAGAGAGCUUCUUGCUGGCAAAGGGGAUCCAGCUGAUGGACAGUGAGCUCCUGCGCUCUUCUGGGCCCUAUGGGCUGGAGAGAGGCAUCUCCCAAAAGCUGCUGCUGGGCAGUGACUCUGCUCUCCAGCUGGCUGCUUGGUCAGUCCUGCAGUUCUACUGGCAGAGUCACUUUACAUCAAAACGUUCUGCUGGGGAAGCAGCACAGCUGGGAUUUCUCCCUUACAUCCCUCAGUGUGAUGGCCUGGGAAACUGGGAGCCAACUCAGUGCUAUCAGAGCACAGGUCAUUGCUGGUGUGUGGAUGAGAGAGGUCGUUAUGUGAUGGAUUCCUUGGUCUCACGCUCAGCAGAACUUCCCAAAUGCCAGACUUCAUGUCAGCAAUCUCGAGCCAAUGCCAUGAUUUCCAGCUGGAGACAGAGCAGUGCAAAGCUGGACACCUCUGCAGCUGAUCUGUUCAUCCCCAGCUGCCUUGAGGUGAUUUGACAUGGCUGAGGGAGGAGGCAGUUUUACCAUGCCAUAGUCAUGCACACUUUCUGUCCAGGCUCCUGUAGUGCACUUCUAUUAACCUGAAAGAAAAGACAAAACUAAGAGCUGGUAUUGCCCUGCAGAAGGCAGAAUUGAAGUAGUUUUGAGAUGGAGACUGGGAAUAGGAAGCUCUGUGCCUGCCCACACCUCCCUCCCACAGGCUGGCUCUGCCUGGUGCUCUUGCAGAGUGGUGAUUAAAAGGAACCUCUUAAUUGAAUGACAUUUGUGGGGCUCUUCCUUCCUAAGCUGUGAGAGGGAGCUGGUUGCAGAUGUCCCAGAGAAACAGGGUCUGUGAUGCUCUCAAAAUGUGGCAGUGAGCAGGAUAGA
Messenger RNA from Cyanistes caeruleus (blue tit), 3600 nucleotides. Lineage: Eukaryota; Metazoa; Chordata; Aves; Passeriformes; Paridae. The record is from RefSeq and is a predicted model, not a curated record.